[Candida] anglica is the source of this 1918-nucleotide messenger RNA. The record is from the annotation of a GenBank genome assembly. Lineage: Eukaryota; Fungi; Ascomycota; Pichiomycetes; Serinales; Debaryomycetaceae.
UAUAUAACCCAUAUUUCUUCUAGAUCCCAUUUAGACUACUAUAAAAAUGGAGACAGUAAAGGGUUCGCUUUCUUGGGAGAAUUUGGGCUGUGAGCUUCACCCAUGGCUUGUUGAAGCCAUCAGAUCUAUGGGGUUUGCUACCAUGACACCAGUUCAAGCAUCAACUGUCCCCUUAUUCUGUGGGAAUAAAGAUGUGGUGGUUGAGGCUGUCACUGGAUCCGGUAAGACUCUUGCAUUUGUUAUUCCGGUGCUUCAAAAAUUGUCACAAGUUUUAUACGCUGUGGAAAAUGGAGAACCAAGUCCUUCCAAUCCGUUCACAAGAGGUAAAAUGUUCUCUAUAGUGAUCUCUCCUACUCGUGAACUUGCCAGUCAGAUCCAAAGAGUAUUUGAAUCUGUCUUACAAUAUCUUCCUGAAUCACUCGGUCCAACCAUUAAAACUCAACUUCUUGUUGGAUCUUUAUCGAGUGUUAGAGAAGAUGUUGAUGCAUUUCUCACACAAAAACCACAAAUCCUUGUGGGUACUCCAGGUAGAAUCUUGGACUUCUUAGGCUCAAGCUAUGUCAAGACUUCAUCUGUAGAAAUGGCUGUACUUGAUGAGGCAGACAAAUUGUUGGAUAUUGGGUUUGAACAAGAUGUAGUUGGUAUUUUGGCUAAAUUACCAAAGCAAAGAAGAACAGGACUUUUCUCGGCCACCAUUUCAUCAGCUGGUGAUGUCAUUUUCAGAACUGGGAUGUCUAAUCCUGUGAAAGUGGCUGUGAAGUCUAGAGGGGCUGCCGGGGGUAACUCUUCCAAUUCUCCUGCUGCCUUAACCAUCAGUUACAUGUUGGUUGACCCUGAAUAUAAACUUUUAACGAUGGUGAAACUUCUUACUGAAAAUCAAUAUAAAAAGGCUAUUGUAUAUUUCCCAACUUGUGCAUCAGUGAAGCAUUUUUACAAUGUUUUACAUCAUGCCCAGAAGAAUUCGAAUUCUUUUGGUUUAGAUGCUCUCAAGUUUUAUUCUCUUCAUGGUCAACUUUUGACCAAGGCAAGACUUAAGACUCUUCAUAGUUUCGCUGACGGUGACAUAAAUACCCACAAACACAUCUUACUUACCACAGAUGUGGCAGCAAGAGGUAUUGAUAUCCCAGACGUUGAUUUGGUCAUUCAAAUAGAUCCACCUACGAAUCCAGACGUAUUUUUGCAUAGAUGUGGUCGUACGGGCCGUGCCAAUAAGGUUGGACAUGCAAUUGUGAUGUUGAACCAAAAUUCUAAAGAAGAAGAUUACGUUGAUUUUAUGGAAGUUAAAGGAUUGAAGAUGAGACUGGAAUUAGCACCAGAAAUCACAAAGAAAGAUCUUCUUUUUGUUGAUCAUCUUCGUCAAUACAUGUUGAAUGAUAGAGCUAGACAUGAAGUUGCCCUUAAAUCGUAUGUGGGGUUCGUCAAAUAUUACCUGAAACAUAUGGCCUCGUCAAUUUUCAGAGUUUCACUGUUGGAUUAUCUUGGGGUUGCUAAAAUGUAUGGACUUUUAAGACUCCCUAAGAUGCCCGAAUCAAAAUAUGUUGGAGAUCGUAUGCCUGAAGAUGGUUGGUUGGGUGAAGUUAUUGAUAUGGAUGAAUAUGCAUAUGCUGAUCAAUUGAAAGAGGCCGCUAGAAAAGAAGGUUUAGAGGCUGAAAAGACUCAAAAAAUUGCCGAUGCAAAGCGUAGAAAAGAAUUAAAGGCUAAAAACGAAGCCUGGUCCAGUAAAACUGAUCAUAAGGAAACAAAACAGGUGAGAAGAGAAAAGAUGAAGCGUAAAAGAGAAGCUAUAGAAAAACAACUUUUGGAAGAAGAAAGUGAAGAUGAAGAUGCUGCUGCUGUAGAUUGGAAGGAAGUAGUAAAGAGUAACAAAAAGGCCAAGAAACUGCAAUCAAACGUCCAGGGUUCGUUUGAUGAUCUUUAG